AAUUAACUAUAUAAUAAUCACAACACAAGCUCCUAGCACCUAUUUUGGUAGGCAAUACUAUGUACAUGAUAAUGUAGCUUAUCAAAUAAUCUGGGAUCGUGAUAGUGACUAAUUUCAAUUUCGGAUUUUGGUUUUCUAUGGUUGGCAAUAAUGGGUUAAUGCGUUUUUAUUGGUUGUAGGAGAUAUGGUAUCAUCCCGCCAUAACCUAAUCUAUUUCUGAUAAAACUAUAAACGGAUUAACAUACCUCGGGUAAUUUGGUUGAUAACUUGUUAGUUUAUUUAAAUGGUCGGUGCUAAAUCUUUCUCUGGCAAAUUUCCCAAAAAUCGAGGAUAACAUUUCUGAACGCACCCCAAGUCCCAGUGGAAUCAUACAAAAUAUUCUACAAAUGUAAAUUAUUUAUUAUUUAUUAAUUUCAUCUAUAUUUAUAUACAAAGUUACUAAAUAUUAAUUAAUACAAAAUAUAACGAUUUGGUUGAUAUUUAAGGGGAGAUGUGGAAAGUCCUCUCGUUUUAUUAUAAUAGUUUUAGCAACCCCGAAAUUAUGUUAUAUUUUUGCUCCUUUGAUUUAUUGUGAUUAUAGAUUCAUAUUUCUGGGCGUAAAAAAACGCCUCCUGAAAGAUUAUUGAUUUCUCUACUAAACAGUUUUUAAAAGUGUACCGUUUCCCGCGAUUAAAAUACCUAUAACUUUUGAUAAAUAAUUAAUUUCCCGUUUUAACUAUUUUAAUCAUCAAAAUUGGUUUUAUUUAGAUUAGUACAUGAUUGAUCGACUUAAAAAUAUGGCAAUUGAAAGUUCUGCUUUUAAUAUUCAAUAUAGAAAAAAACAUCAAAAUCAAAAUAAACAUAACUACUAGUUAAUACUAUUUUGAUAACCACUGCCCAUUGUUCAUUAAUCAAAACCGCCAUUUUUAUCGGUUGGAUAGCUUAUUGCUUAAGAUAUUAUUCAAAAUUAUUUCUUACUUUUUGUUAUAUGUUAGUUUUAUAAAUUUUAAGUUUUAGAUACAGUCAAAUGUCAAAUUUUUUGUCGGAUUUCCAAAUAUUUUAUUAAAUUAAUUUUUAAUGGUUAUAUACUUUAAUAUUAAUACUAUAAGUGAAUAAUUUAUUUUGGUAAGUAUGAUGUUAUAUUAUAAAUAUUAAAUUUCCCAUCAUUUAGAAAUGCUGAAGAAUUUGAUUUAUUUGAUCUACCAAGUAUCUAUAAUCUCUACUAUCAUACUACAAAUUAAGAUUUUUUAGAUACCUUACAUUUAUUAUUAUAUUUAUUUAUUUAUUAUUAUAUAUAUUUAAGAGAAUAAAUAAUAUAAGAAAAUAACAACCAUUUCUCCUACUACAUAUGUCCUGCUUACAUCAAUUUUCUUUUUAAGGUCUACCUGCUUAAUCUGUCCUUUGAGAGUUAAUUUAGUCAAUAUGUAUAAAUAAUUAAAUUUAAUCGUUUAAUAAUAUUGCUACCAAGUGAUUUUUUCAAAUUAAUUAUUUUAUUUUUUUAAUAAACUACCUAUCUACGUAAUUACUUAAAAUCAUCUUCAUACAAAUAAACUAUGUUUAGAUCUUAUAUAGAUGUUAAGUUCUAAUAAUAUUUUAACGUGUUACCUAUUUAUUAAUUUUGAAAAUGAUGGAUUAAAAUUAUAUACCUACAAUAUUAUCUAUUACAGUUGUAUUAUUUUUAAAUGUAGGUACUUAUAGUUGGUGAAUAAAAAAUGUUAUGAUUAUGUAUUUAAGCGUUUAAUGUUUUAGUUAGGAUAGAUUAGUAAAAAUAAUUAUUAUCAAAGCUUCUACAUGAAAAAAAAUUGUGUGAAUUUUAAUUUAUAGACAAUCUGUACAAUUUGUGACCUACUGCUAAAUUUAAUUUACAGUUUAACUAUUUAUUGGUACACAUAGUUAUAUAUACCAAUAAAUAAUAGAAUACUAAAUGUAAAUUAUACAUAGGUAAUAUAAUUUAAAUUUACAAAUUCUACUUCCAAUAUUUGUUUAGAGAAACCUAAAAAUAGGUACCUAAAAGUACUAUAUCAAUAUGGAUGCAUAUGAGAAAAUUGAAAAAAUUGGAGAAGGAACAUAUGGUGUUGUGUAUAAGUGUAUAGAACGUUUGUCAAAAGAAAUUGUUGCUGUGAAAAAAAUUCGUAUGGAAAUGGAAGAUGAAGGUAUACCAAGUACAGCUGUACGAGAAAUUAGUAUUUUAAAAGAACUUAACCAUCCAAAUAUUGUAAAGUAAUUAAUAACUCAUACAUGGUUUUAAACUACAUAAUCAUACUUAUUUAUUAUAAGUAAAUGGUAUAAAUUAUGUUUGUAAAAUGUAAUGUUUAGUUUGCGAGAAAUUCUUAUGGAUAAAUCAAAUUUACACCUUGUAUUUGAAUUUGUUCCUAUGGACUUGAAAAAAUACAUUGAUACAAGACCGAAAAAACAUUUGGAUGAAGCUACUACAAAAUCAUUUACUUAUCAAGUAAUAAUAAUUAUUGUAUUCAAAUACAUUAUAUCAAUUGAAAUCUACAGUUUCUUAAGCUUUUAUAAUUGUGGAUUGUGUUCAGUUGUUAGUUGCUCUAUAUUUUUGCCAUGUGAGAAGAAUAUUGCAUAGAGAUCUGAAGCCGCAAAAUAUCUUAAUUGACACUAAGCAUAACAUAUUAAAAGUUGCUGAUUAUGGAUUGGGACGUACAUUUGGUAUACCGAUUCGUGUAUAUACACAUGAGGUAUUACAGACUUAUAUUACCUUUAUUAAUAGUUAUAACUGUUAAGUGUUAAUAUUACUAAGCUUUUUAUAUUUAAAACUAGGUUUAAAAAAUUGUUGAUUCACAAACAUAAUCUUAAUGGUUCCCGUUUGAGUACAUUUCUUACAGAAAAUUCAUUUUUUUUUUUUUUUGGUUUUACUUGUAUAUCGUAUAUUAAUUAUUCUCCAACUACAUGAAAAAUAUAACAAAAUAGGUAUGUUUUAAUUGAAGCAAGAUUUCUAAAUUUAUAAUUUAAAAUAAUUAAAUUGUACCGUCACAGAACAAUGUAAAUAUUAAAGAUUUUUCACAAUCAUUAUGAAAAAGGUGCUACCCUUGAUACAUAAAAGCUAGUUUUCUAUUUAAAAAGUUUAUCAGACCAAAAAAAAAUAUUUUAAAACCAAUAGAUCCCUCUAUAUAUUAUUAUAUAUUCAUUAAAUUAACUGUCAAAUUUUAACUUGUUAACAUGUAAUAAUAUUAACUUCUCAUUUUAUUAUUGUUUACAGAUCUUAAAAACUAAAAUUGUAUUAAUUGUAUAAAAUAAAAUACUAUAUUUUUUUCUAAAAAUUAUCGACUUAUAAAAAAUGUUAACUUAAUAUAUUACAUAUAUAAUAAAUAACUAUUGACAAUUUUAAGGCUUCACAAUUUUUAAUUUAAUUAGUCACAUUCUCUGAAUUUUUUCAUAUUUAUUUUUUACUAAUAGGUUAACCACUAAUAGAGAAUUUAAAAAAAAAAAAUUGAUACUAGGGAUGAAUGCAACCACUAUAAGUGGAUAGCUGGAAAGGUAGAUUACAUAAAGUUAUUUAUUAUACCCGUAACCAACAAUAAACCAUUCAAUCGAAAAAACGAUUCUGAACAAAGUUCAGUUAUACAUAUUUUGAAAGGUCAUAAUAUUUACGAUUUUAAUCAAAAUGUAUAAAAAAAAAAAAAAAUAAGAAUACUACAUUAAUCUCAAUAACAUCUUACUAUGAACCUCUUGUCAAAUUUUCAAAUAUUUCUGUUAAGUCUAGCUAUUUUAUCUACAAAUUUAAACUAACAAAAUCAUAAAAAAAAGUUAUUUUUUUAGUCUUCUUUUUUCCUUUUUAAUUUUCCAAAUUAUUUAAACUAAUUUGGAUAUCUUAAAAAACUACUUUCAUUUUUAGUGGCUAUAUGUUAAUUGGAACAUAUAUAUCUGGUAAAAAAUAUAAAUUAUACAAAAGUAAAAAUGGUAACGUUGCAGCUCCUUAAAUAUUUGAUGUUUUACCUACAAUUUUCUUUAAGGUUUUUCCCAACUAUUUCAAAAACCCUUUGGAAAAUCAAAAUAUGCAUCACUUAGAUAAAAGUUUUCUUCCGGAAAAGAUACUAAUACAUCAAAGCAAGAUUUCUUUUGGAAAAGCUGUUUACAGAAAAAAAAAAGCUCAAAUAGUAAAAACAAUAGAUCCCUCGCUACACUCUGAAUCCAAAACUUCUUAAAUAAAAUCUAAAAUAGAUCUUGCAAGAUAUAAUUUGCCACCAUGAACAUUUUACACAUUAUGGUUAAACCAAUUCAAUUGCUGCCUAAUUAUUUUCUUGCUAUGAAUAUAAAAAUUAAACUUUUACAAAUUAACUUUAUUGUAACUAAACAGACAAAUAAUUUAUUUAUUUUUAACGUUUAAGAUUCUACCUAAGUAAAAUAUAAUAAUAAUUAAAAAUUUUUUUUUUAAGGUUGUAACUUUGUGGUAUAGGGCUCCUGAAAUAUUAUUAAACACACAGCGUUAUGGCUGCCCAAUAGAUGUUUGGUCAAUAGCUUGUAUAUUUGCAGAAAUGGCAGAAGGGAAACCAUUAUUUCGUGGAGAUUCUGAAAUUGAUCAAUUAUUUCAUAUUUUUAGGUAAUAUUUAUCUUUAUUUAAAAUUAAUAUUAUUAUUAUUAUUAUUUUAAUGCAAAACUUUUAAAAAGUAAAUAUAAUUAAUUAUUUCAUCCAGUUAUUACUAUUAUUAAGUAAUUAAUUCAAUUGUAUAGGAUUUUGGGUACUCCAAAUGAAGGUACAUGGCCAGGAGUUUCACAACUUAAGGAUUUUAAACCAACAUUCCCACAAUGGAAUGACAAUGUGUUAAAACAUUCUGUUGAAAAUCUUAGUAUUGAUGGAGUGGACUUGAUGCAGGUGAUUUCAAACAAUCAGCUCUUAACAAAUAAUUAUUAUAUUAUUAAUAUAAUUUUUUGAUUUUAGAAAAUGUUAUUUUAUGACCCAAGCCAACGAAUUAAUGCAAGAGAUGCAUUGCAACAUUGCUAUUUCAAUAAUUUAAAUAAGAGCAAUAUACCAGCCCAUCCAGAAAUUAAGUUUUAAAUGUAUGUACAGAAUCAGAAAAACUUUUUAUUGAUAUUUUAUUCCUAACAAAUAUAUCCUAAUUAUGAUAUCAAUUUUUAUCUAUGACAGCAUAUUAUUAUCAUUUGUAUUUAUUCAUCUUCUUAGUGUUUAUGGAGUUUUCACUAUCUUUUUAAUAUUUGUAUGAACAUAAAUUACAAAAUAUAAAUAAUAAUAUUUCAAUCUGCAUUUACAUAUCAAAUUCAGCUCUAACAGAUAGUUAUUAAUUAUUGUAAAAACAAUAACCUAUUUUAAUAUCUAAAUAAUAUAGAAAACAUUUAUAGUGCAUUAAGUACAUUUGUAUUGCAAUAUGUGGACUACCAGUAAAUUUCUAAUUCAGUAGGUAUAUAAUCUACAUAUAUUUAUAAUAUUUAAUGGUUAAAAUUCUUUCUACAAUAUUAUAGUAGUUUGAAGGUUAUCGGGAUAUGAGUGUAAUACUGUCUGCCAACUUAGCUUGUCAGCUCAAGUGCCUCUUUACGCUCUUCAUUAAAUGUAAUAUAGAUAUACUAGCCUGUGGGUCUAAACCUAAUACUGUGUUUAAGAAAUUGUAUGCAUGUUUAAAAUUAUACACCUAAUUAUGAAAGACCACUUAUUUUCCAUAGAAAAACCACAUAUUAAAGUAACACCAUCAAUUUAACAGAACUAUACAUAUUAUACUUGUAUACUAACUUUCAAGUAGUUUAAUCCCAAUUUUAGUUAUAAAAAAAAAUAAAAAAAAUUAUUGGUGUAAAGAAAAACAACAGAAACUAAUAAAAUUGAAAAUAAUAGAAAUAAAUAAAAAAAAAAUGUUUUUUUUAAUUAACUCGAUAAAGCUAAGAUUGUAUACAUAAAGAGUGAUCAACAUAACAUAAUUCUUUUUAAACAUACAAGAAAUAAAUAGCUCUAAAAUAUUUUUUUUAUCACUUCUCUUAGAGGGUAAAACCACUACCUACUUUUAAUUUUCAAAUAGGAAUCUAUAUUAAUACUUCUAUAAAUAAAUUAGUAUUUAUUUUUUGGUGUUGUAAUUUUUAAUUUCCAUCAACCCAUUGAUGAAAUACCUAUUCCACUUUUAAGUAUUGGCGAGGGAGUGGUGGUACACUAUUAAGAUGUCGCGCAAUCUACCAGAAAAAUGAUGUACCACUACUCUCGUAAUCUAUGAAAUUUUUAACAUAGGUUGCCAUUUAAAAAUCAAAAGUAAAUUUACUCAUAAAAUAAGAAUGAAAUAAAAAAAAAAGCAAUAUAACGUUUUACAGAUACUAAUUUCUGUAAAUUCUAUAAGUUCAAUAAAUAUGUAAGGGAUAUUAUUUAAACUAGAUAUAUUUGUCUGAUUAGCCAUUAGACUUACUUAUUACACCAUGUUUGUAUAGAUUGUUUGUAUUAUUAUUUUUUUUUUUAAUAAUAAAAUAUAUUUAUUUUAAAUCUUAUUUCAAUGUACAGAAUUCAAUUAUUUUGUUAUACACAAAUAAUCAAGUAUUAAGUAACAUUUAUUUUACUGAGGUUAUACUUUUUUUACCAAAUAAAGAACUAUAUAUAUCCCGUUUGGCUUCUUCUGACCAUGAUAAUUGAUCAUUUGGUGCCAUGAAAUUUAUUAACUUUGUGUGAACGGUAUAUCUAAGUUUCCUUCCUUUAGUUGAUCUGGUAUCAAUUUUACGUUUCAUUUUACUCCGUAGUUUCUGUAGUUGUAACCAUUGUCUGAAAAGAUUUAAUUUAUUAUUAUAUAUCAUACAAUAUUAUAUUAAAAAUACACUACUAACUUCCCUAGUUGAUUAGGAUGUGUGACAUCAGCAGAUUUUUUUUCGAUAUAAUCUCUCAGUAAUUUGUGAUAGAAAUCAUCAUCAUCAAAUAUUUCUGGAUCAAUAUCCAUUUUUAUUGUUUCUGGAUCACCCACAAUAUCAUACUUAGACCGUUUAGUUUGAGUACGUUCAAUUAACCUAUUCUUAUCAGACAUUAUUUGUUCGAUUUGUGAUAAAGUUGGUUGAUCAAAAGCUGAAAAAUCAGUUUUUGCAGCUUUUCCCGAUGCAAGUUUAGUUCGUUCAUUCCAAAAUCGAAUAGUCUCGUUUCUAUAGAGUUUGAAUGUUUCAUGACUUUCUUGUAAAACAUAUUCAGAUCCUCUAUGUUUGUUCACCUUACUUGUGAAUGAAUCUUUAUCACUGUUUAAAUAAUUAUUAAUAAUUAAUAAUAUACAUUAAUUUCACUUGAUAAUAAAAUCUUACAUAGUUUUCAAAAAAUCGUUAUUGUUUGAAAGUAAAUUAACUUUUAAAUUUAAUAAUGUAUCCAAAAAUUUUUCUAAUGACUUUAUAGUUUCACUGUUAUCGACAGAUUCAAUAGAUGAAAUCUGUUUCUCAGGUUGUGGUAGUCUAUUGGCAGCUACGAGACAUUUUUGAAGCUUAAUUCGAGUAAGUAACAAAUUAUCAUAUAGAUCUAGAAAAUUAGAUAGGUACAGAAUAUAAUUUUAUUUUAAUAAAAAAAUUAAUAAAAUUGAGAUCACUAUACUCACUUAUUUGUGUUUGAACAGCAACUGCUUUCCCCAUAUCUGUUUGACUAAUAAAAUUUAUCAAAUUAAAAAAUGUGCAAAUUGUACAUGGAGUUAGGUAUAAC
Molecule: messenger RNA, 7588 nt
Organism: Cinara cedri
Lineage: Eukaryota; Metazoa; Arthropoda; Insecta; Hemiptera; Aphididae
Source: the annotation of a GenBank genome assembly